Messenger RNA from Elgaria multicarinata webbii, 2406 nucleotides. Its product is annotated as vomeronasal type-2 receptor 26-like. NCBI's taxonomy places the organism in Eukaryota, Metazoa, Chordata, Lepidosauria, Squamata, Anguidae. Gene Ontology annotation, cellular component: plasma membrane. Gene Ontology annotation, molecular function: G protein-coupled receptor activity. Gene Ontology annotation, biological process: G protein-coupled receptor signaling pathway. The transcript is spliced from 5 exons. Bases 1 to 2406 code for a protein of 801 amino acids. The record is from RefSeq and is a predicted model, not a curated record.
AUGGUACCUAAGAAUUACCAGCACAUCCUGGCCUUGGCAUUUGCCAUAAAGGAGAUCAAUGAGAAUCCUCACAUCUUACCUAAUAUCACAUUGGGCUUCCACAUUUUUGACAAUUUCUACACUGCAAUGUGGACUUAUCAUGCUACAGUACAACUUAUAUCCACAUUGAAGAGACUUGUUCCCAACUACAAAUGUGACCAGAAUUACACAAUUGCAAUCCUCGGGGGUCUGGACUCCCAAGUCUCAUAUUAUGUGGCAACUGUUUUAGAUAUCUACAAGAUUCCACAGCUCAUAUAUGGCUCUGCUCCAGUGAUGAAUGACAAAACCCCAGGGCUUCCCUUCUACCAGAUGGUCCCUCAGGAAGCUCUUCAAUAUGAGGGGAUUCUCUCUUUGCUUCUCUAUUUCAAAUGGAUGUGGAUUGGGGUCAUAAUUAUGGAUAAUGAGAAUGGAGAAAGAUUUCUGCGAACUGUGUUUCCAAUGUUUUCCAGACAUGGAGUCUGUUUUGCCUAUAUAGAAAGAAUCCCUAGGCUAACUUUUAUCACUGAAUUUUACAGUUUGUUCGGAAAACUAGCGGAAGUCUAUGAUAAAGUCAGGGAUAGCGAAGCUAAUGUAUUAGUGGUCUAUGGGGAAUCUGACACCAUUAUGUGUUUGAGAUGGUUUCAAUAUGUAUCUGAAAAAGAACAUGUAACACAUAAACCAAAUGGUAAAGUACUGAUAAUGACAGCUCAGAUGGAGUUCACUUCAGUUAUCCUUCAAAGGACUUGGAAUGCACAACUUUUUCAUGGUGCUAUAUCCUUCACUAUUCACUCCAAAGAUCUACCAAGGUUUCAACAGUUUGUGAAGCAUAGAAGUCCUCUCUAUAGAAAAGCAGAUGGUUUCAUUUUGAACUUCUGGCAACAGGCCUUUGGAUGCGUAUUCCCAGAUGAAGUUGAGGGUGAGGUGGUUGGGGAUGUUUGUACAGGAGAGGAAGAUUUGGAGAGCCUUCCUGGAUCAUUUUUUGAGAUGAGCAUGACUGGCCAUAGCUACAGCAUCUACAACUCUGUCUAUGCACUGGCUCAUGCACUACAUGCCAUGUUAUCAUUCAGACUCCGGGACAGAGCUCAGUGGGAUGGAAGAGGACUAAAAUUCCAUAAUAAGCAGCAAUGGAAGCUUCAUCAGUUUCUGAGCAAUGUCUCAUUUCACAAUGGUGCCGGGGACAAGUUUUCCUUUGACAAGAAUGGGGAGUUAAUAGCUGGAUUUGAUGUUGUCAACUGGAUCAUUUUCUCCAACCAAUCAUUUCAUCAUGUGAAGGUUGGGAGGGUGGAUCCCCAGGCAUCUCCAGAUCAAGUGUUCACCAUCAAUGAAGAUGCUAUAACUUGGCAUAGCUGGUUUAAUCAGACCCGGCCAUUUUCUGUUUGUAGUGAGAGUUGCAAGCCAGGUUCUAGUAGGAAAGUGAAGGAGGGGAAACCGUUUUGCUGCUAUGAUUGCACUCCAUGUCCAGAAGGGAAGAUUUCAAAUCAGACAGACAUGAAUGACUGUUAUAAAUGCACAGAUGAAAGCUAUUCAAACAAAAAACAGGAUUUCUGUAUGCCCAGGUAUACAAGCUUCUUGUCUUAUGAAGAACCGUUGGGGCUCAGUUUAGCCUGUUUUGCUCUUUUCUUUACUUUGAUUACAGGUUUGGUGCUAGGGACAUUUCUCAAGCACCACCAUACUCCUAUAGUCAAAGGCAACAACCGGAAUCUCUCCUACACUCUUCUCUGUUCACUCCUGCUCUGUUUCCUUUGUGUAUUGCUGUUCAUCGGUCAACCUGGAAAGGUGUUGUGUCUCCUCCGUCAAAAUGCCUUUGGCAUCAUCUUCUCAGUGGCUGUUUCUUGUGUACUGGCUAAAACCAUCACUGUGGUUCUGGCUUUCAUGGCCACAAAACCAGGAUCCAGGACACGGAAGUGGGUUGGAAAGAAAACUGCCAACUUUAUUAUUCUUUCAUGCUCCCUUAUUCAGGCAUGCAUUUGCGCUGUGUGGCUGGCAAACUUCCCCCCUUUUCCAGAUGUUGACCUGCAUUCAGUGACAGAAGAAAUUAUACUGGAAUGUAACGAGGGUUCCACAUUGAUGUUUUACUGUGUCCUGGGCUACAUGGGCUUUCUGGCAAUUGUGAGCUUCACAGUGGCUUUCCUAGCCAGGAAGUUACCUGACAGUUUCAAUGAAGCCAAGUUCAUCACUUUCAGCAUGCUGGUGUUUUGUAGUGUUUGGCUAUCCUUUGUUCCAUCCUAUGUGAGCACCAAGGGCAAAUACAUGGUGGCUGUGGAGAUCUUCUCUAUCUUAGCUUCCAGUGCUGGGCUACUGUGUUGUAUCUUUUUCCCCAAAUGCUACAUUAUUGUAUUGCGACCUGAGUUGAAUAUUAAGGAACAGCUAAUAAGAAGAAAAGAGUGA